CAAGAGAUGGAAAAUAUGGGUAAAAGUCAGCGCUCUUCAGAUCCCAUACCAGACACUCGUUGGACACCAAGAGUUGGCGUCAAUUCAUUCGACGAACAGAAGCGUCAAAAUGAUUGGGCAGAAGAGGAGGAGACCUAUAAACGAAAGUAUAGACAACUCCGGAAUCCCAGUCCCACUCCAGACAACCCACUGGAACUGGAGAGAGUGCGGAUCCAACAAAUGGCUGCUAUAGAGGCCGGCAUACUUAGGUCACCUGAUAGGCAACCCGUCGAUGAUUUCGGAUACCCUCGAAGAAUAUCUCCCGAAACGAGUCCCAAACGAAUGCGCAAAAGGAAAGCCGUCGUCGGAGUCGGAGUCGGAGUCGUGAGAGGUAUCGGCGCUCAAGAAGUGGUAGUCGUAGUCGAAGUGGUAGCAGAAGACGCCGAAGUCGUACACCUGAACGGCGCCGUCAUGAAUCCAAUGACGCCUAUGAUGCCAAUGGGAGGACUUGAAAUGCCUUUUAUGGGCGCACCCGCCCCUCCAUAUAUGCCAUCAAUGGAUGCAAUGUAUCAACCGAUUAUGAAUCAGCAGAUUAUCCCUAAGAGUCGUCCCCCUGUGGCGCCCAAACUAAGUCCACGAAAGGGCACAAAUCCUAACCUUAAAAAGGUUCCGAUCGUUAGGAGUCCCGGCGCUCAGUCUUCGGCCAAAAGAGGAAAUGAGAAAAAAGACGACAAAUUGAUUAAUCCUUACGACCUCUUACUUGCCGAAAGGACUAAAUUGAGAGCCGAGUUGAGUAGAGCCACCAAAUCAUAUGAGCAGAAAGUGGAGAACCAGAACCUGAUUGUGGCCAGAGAUGGGGGAACCGAUAGCUAUGCCUACAAACAAUUGGACAAAUCUAUUAAAGAAUUGCAAACAGAAAUUGAAUCAAUAAAUGGGAAGAUAUUGAAAAAUAAGGAACUCAUCGAUAAGAUCCAGAAGUCGAAAGCAAAUGCAAAACACUUUUUGGAUAAAAUCAAGUCAACGGGCGAUAUAUCGAAAAUAGAGCCCAAACAGAAGGAUAAGCCUAAGACUAGUGCCGACAAGAAGGCGCCGCAGAAGAGCCCAAAAUCAGGUAAAGACGCGGAAGUGAUAACCAUUGAUGACGACGAAGAAGAAGAGAAGAACAGUCGCUUCCAUUACUUCGAUUCGGGUCCGCAUUGGUGUAAGUGUUGCGAUAAACUUAAUUUGAACACAAAUAAGACUGAAUCGGGAGAUAAGCCGAAGACCUCUGAUAAGAGUGAUCCGAAAACUAACAAAUCAAACGAUAAGCCAAAAGAUGUGACAAAAACUCCCGAUAAAUGCGCGGAUAAAACUGACAAAUCUAACGAUAAGUCGAAAAGCCCUGAAAAGGUGAGCGAGAAAUCGCGAGAAGUGGCAAAAACUCCGGACAAAAACGGGGAUAAAAAUGACAAAUCAAAUGAUAAGUCGAAAACUCCAUUGAAAAGUAGUGAUAAACCGAAAUCCCCGGAAAAAGCGGAUAAAUCGAGUGCUAAUCCAAAGACUCCCGAAAAAAGUUCAGUUAAAAACUCGAAUGAAAGCGAAGACAAACACAAACGAAACGAAUUGAAGUCUAAGAAAGAAGAUGAGACCAAAAGGGGUGACUCCGAGGAUAUCCCCGAAGGUAUUGAAGACAUGCUUGUAAUCGAUGAAAUCAAUUGCGAUGACAAUUCUGGUGAGACUAUCGAUGAAAACAGAUUACUUGAACUCGAAAAUGACGGCUCGAAUGCCAAGAGUAAUGAUAAGAGCGAAGAGAACAUUGAAAAUGUAGUCGAAAUGACUGACGUUUCUGUGGAUUCAAGACAAUUGUCUGAAAACAAUAGUAAAUCAGAAACAUUAGGCGAAGUGAAGACUGAACCCAAAUUGAGUGCCACUGAAGGAACCCAACCGAAGGAUUGCGAGUCUGUUGAGGGAGUGGUUCCUCCAAUGGAUGCAAAUGAUAUCAAUCCGGAGCCAAAACCAGAGUCAAAAUCUGAGACAAACAGUGGUUUAGAUUUGAAAGUCAAAGAAGAAGCGAUUGUCAAUAAAAAUAGUGAAACCAAUUGUGACAAACAAUCGACUGUCGAUCCAAUGGUUGAAUCUAUAACUCAAGAAUUGGUUGACACAGAAAAGCAGAAUUCAGACACAGAUUCUGCACUUAAGACCACUACUAUAGAAAUUGUUACAGAAUCUCAAGAUAUGGGAAGCAAUCAAAAACAAGAAGUUGUGGACAAAAAGUCAGACAUUAAGAGUGAUAGCGAAGAUACGAAGAAGAGUUCUGUUGGUUUACCAGAAUCUUCAGCUCAAGGAGUGAGUGAAGUGUCGGUCAAAAGUGAGAGGAAAUGUAACCCACUUUUAGACUUAGACGACGACAUCGCGGCACUCAAUGCACGCUUUGAUCUAAUGGUUAAACAGGACUCCACUGAAGGGGACGAAGAUUAUGAGGACGAGUUGGAGGGCUUUGAUGUGAUCGAUGAGACCAAUGAGUAG
Messenger RNA from Oppiella nova, 2484 nucleotides. Lineage: Eukaryota; Metazoa; Arthropoda; Arachnida; Sarcoptiformes; Oppiidae. The record is from the annotation of a GenBank genome assembly.